This is a messenger RNA of Pleuronectes platessa (European plaice), 2199 nucleotides long. RefSeq names its product LIM homeobox transcription factor 1, beta b (gene lmx1bb). The record is from RefSeq and is a predicted model, not a curated record. The coding region runs from base 1 to 1245 and encodes 414 amino acids. The transcript has 9 exons. Gene Ontology annotation, cellular component: nucleus. NCBI's taxonomy places the organism in Eukaryota, Metazoa, Chordata, Actinopteri, Pleuronectiformes, Pleuronectidae. Gene Ontology annotation, biological process: regulation of transcription by RNA polymerase II; neuron differentiation. Gene Ontology annotation, molecular function: RNA polymerase II transcription regulatory region sequence-specific DNA binding; DNA-binding transcription factor activity, RNA polymerase II-specific.
AUGGAUAUUGCAACAGGUCUGGUGUCACUGCAGGAGCGCCUCUCCGCGGGAGAACAGUCCGAGACUUACAUCAUGCUGGACGGCAUAAAAAUUGAAGAUCACCCCAUGCGACAGGGACAGGCCACGAUGGGAGUAAUGCUCGGCUCCGACUGUCACCAUCCGUCCGUGUGUGAGGGAUGCCAGCGGCCCAUCUCCGACCGCUUCCUGAUGAGAGUCAACGACUCUUCGUGGCACGAGGAGUGUUUGCAGUGCACCGUGUGUCAGCAGCCUCUCACCACCAGCUGCUACUUCAGAGAGAGGAAACUUUACUGCAAACACGACUACCAACAGUUGUUUGUGACUAAGUGCAGCGGCUGCCUGGAGAAAAUCGCCCCCACGGAGUUUGUGAUGCGCGCCCUGGAGUGCGUCUACCACCUCAACUGCUUCUGCUGCUGCGUGUGCGACCGCCAGCUGCGGAAGGGCGACGAGUUUGUCCUGAAGGAGGGUCAGCUGCUGUGCAAGAUCGACUACGAGAGGGAGAAGGACUUACUCAGCUCGGUCAGCCCCGAUGACUCAGACUCAGAGAAAAGUGACGACGAGGAGCUGGACAUCAAGCCAGAGAAAGGGAGCCAGGGCAAGGGGGAUGAUGGGAAGGAUCCCAGGAGGCCCAAGAGACCACGCACCAUCCUGACCACUCAGCAGAGACGGGCCUUCAAGGCCUCCUUCGAGGUGUCCUCUAAACCCUGCAGAAAGGUGAGGGAGACGCUGGCCGCGGAGACGGGCCUCAGUGUUCGGGUGGUCCAGGUGUGGUUCCAGAACCAGAGAGCUAAGAUGAAGAAGUUGGCCAGAAGACAGCAGCAACAACAAGAACAACAGAAUUCUCAGAGACUUGGCCAAGGUACGAUAGAGUGCUCAUACCCUGGAAAGAGCAGGGGGAUGGGCUCCAAGGUGAUGUCCAAUCGGAUGGAGGGGAUGAUGAACUCCUUCACACCGCUGGCUCCGCCACAGCAGCAGCUGGUCGCCAUGGAUCAGAACGGCUACAGCACAGACCCCUUCCAACAGGGGCUCACCCCCCCACAGAUGCCCGGGGACCACAUGAACCCAUAUGGUAACGACUCCGCGUUCCAUGACAUAGACAGCGACACGUCCUUAACCAGCCUCAGCGACUGCUUCAUGGCGUCGUCGGAAGUCAACUCCAUGCAGGCCCGCGUGGGGAACCCCAUCGACCGCCUCUACUCCAUGCAGAACUCUUAUUUUGCAUCAUGAAAUAGAGAGGCGGAGAGGUUGAAGAAAAGGAAAGAAAACAUCAGCACAGAAUAAACUGCCCGUCUCGAUCUGAAGUGCGAUGGCCCAGGAGUUUCUACACAAACGCGUAAACACCUCCGAAGAGACGCCUCCUCGCAGCGGCUCCUGGCUUUUGUGCGGAAGCUACCUGUAAAACCACUUUUUGUAGGACACACCAGCAGAUUCCUGGGGAAAACUUAAAUAUUGUUAGAGAUUGAUUUGGCCGGAUUGCGUACAUCUGUCACAGGAGAUGUGUUGCUCUUUUCUCUGUUCACUUAAGGACAAACAAGUAGAUAUCGAAGCCACUGAUUACACACUCUCAACCCAAAUAACAGUGAAUUUAUAAAGUGCAUGAUCAAUUGUAAACUAAAACUUUUUGCAAGCCCCCUCCUCCGGUUAAGAUGUGGUGAUGUCUGGACUGUUUCUUCUCUACACUACAUGUGUGUUCACCGUUAGCAUUUUGAUCACUUUCAAUAGGUUUAGAUAUUGUGUUAAUAGUAAAUAGGUGCAGCAUGUCUGCAAGAGUGACUGUACAUUUGUGUAAGUAUGAGAGUCUGGUGAGAAAGAGUUGUUAGAGGAGCGAGCGAGUAAAAAAAAGGAGGAUCAUUUGGUGGACAAAGUAGGAUCAGUGAAGUGUAAAUACUUUCCCCAGGCAAAUUGGAUGUGCAUGUUAAAAAUGGAAAGCAUUCUAUUUAUUUAACUAUAACAGGCUCUUGAAGGUACAUAUUAAAAACUGAAAAGCUUUAUUUAAAAAGGAGAGCAUUUUUUUUUGUUGUUGAGCAAUUAGUGAGUUCAUGAGUAUCACAACUCAUCUGUAUGCUUUUUUAAUAUGAAGAUUAACCCUUUUUGUUUUUUUGUUUUCUUCAGCCAAGCUGUAAAUGAGCAAUGUUGCUAUUUAUUUCGUACAGACCAUAAAACUUUUGUUGUCAUUGUCAU